Molecule: messenger RNA, 14805 nt
Organism: Naumovozyma castellii
Lineage: Eukaryota; Fungi; Ascomycota; Saccharomycetes; Saccharomycetales; Saccharomycetaceae
Gene: REA1
Product: AAA family ATPase midasin
Exons: 1
Coding region: 1-14805 (4934 amino acids)
Source: RefSeq, a predicted model, not a curated record
AUGCCACAAGAUUCUAUUCUGUUGGAUUUAGACGCCAUUAAAGAAAGAUACAAUCUUUUCAACACCACUUUCCCAGAUGAACCUGUGAAGAACUUCUUCCAGUUCGAUCAAAAUGCAACUCCUAAGGAAAAUUUAAUUAAAUUAUCAACCAUAAUUUUGAACGAUGAAAAUACCACUGGUUAUUUAUUCGUUUACAAAUCUAUCUUUUUGGAAAUUUUAUCAAAUUGGACUAAUAUCUUAAGUAAGGGUAAUUCCAUCAAAGUCCUAGAGUCUGCUGCUAGUAUUAUUACGAUUUAUCCAUUGUCGACAUCCAUUAUUGAAGAAUUUUUAGAUAGAGAAAAUGAUCACUUCAUCACCAUUUUACAAAAUCCUUCAAGUCAAGGUGAAUCAAAAUUAUCCAAAGUAUUAUUAUCUUAUUAUAGAUUAUUGUACCAGAAUAAAGAAAUAUUUGCCAAAUAUAUUAAACCAGAUGUAUUAUAUUCAUUAAUUGCCAACAAUCAACUCAACAACUUUUCCACAGAAAUUACCAAAUAUUUGGCCAUAAAAAUCCUUUCCCUCUAUUUAGAUAUGGGAGAACAAGCCUUGAAUAAAGCCAUCAAAACUCAUAUCUCAUCAGAUGAUAACUUGAUCGGUUCAUAUGAUUCAAAUUUGCAUGCCAAUUAUAAAUUCUUAGAAUUAAAUGAGGCUAAAAGAUUUACUAAUUUCUCUAAACUACCAGAAGUGUCCGAAUGCUUUUCUCCCUCGGAUAAUCAUCUUCACAAUUACUUUACCAUUCAGUCGAAGGACCUCAACGCCAACGUUGUUUCCAUUUGUGGAGUCUUAGUCCCUAAGAUUAAUACAGUAAGAGACUCAACGGAAUACCCAUUAGAAUAUGUUCCAACAGACAAAACUGUAUCAGCCUUACGCGAUUUGGCCAAGAAGCUCCAAUAUAACGAUCCAGUCAUGUUGGUAGGUAGGGCAGGUGCCGGGAAAACUUUUUUAAUUAAUGAAUUGAGUAAAUAUAUUGGCUGUCAUGACUCCAUAGUUAAGAUCCAUUUAGGUGAACAAACUGAUGCAAAGUUAUUAAUUGGUACUUAUACUUCUGGUGAAAAACCGGGUACUUUUGAAUGGAGAUCUGGUGUAUUGACUACAGCAGUUAAAGAGGGUAGAUGGGUUCUUAUUGAAGAUAUCGACAAGGCCCCAACUGAGGUUCUAUCCAUAUUAUUAUCUCUUUUAGAAAAGCGUGAAUUGACAAUCCCAUCGAGAGGUGAAACUGUUAAAGCUGCCAAUGGGUUCCAACUAAUAUCCACAGUGAGAGUUAGCGACGAUAAUAUUAAGAGACAUGAUACAACGGGUGUGGAACUCAACUUAAAUAUGAUAGGUAUGAGAAUUUGGAAUACUAUUCAUUUGGAUGAACCUUCAGAAGAAGAUUUACAGAAGAUUUUGUGCCAAAGAUACCCAGUGUUAUCCCAACUCAUUCCAAAGCUAAUACAUUCAUACGAAGCUGUCAAGAAAGUUUAUUUAAACCCUAAAUUUAUCUCACUUAAUAGGGGUGCCCACGCAAGAGUGGUUUCUGUCAGGGAUCUGAUGAAAUUAUGUCAUAGAUUAGACGCGUUGUUUGCCAAUAAUAAUAUUAUUAAACCUGAUCAGUUAAUUGAAUCUUCAAUUUAUGAUAGCAUAUUUGCUGAGGCAUCAGAUUGUUUUGCUGGUGCUAUUAGUGAAGUUAAAGCGUUAGAGCCUUUAAUCCAUUGCAUAGGGGAAUCCCUAGAAAUCGCAUCUUCAAGAAUUUCUUUAUUUUUAUCAAAACAUGUUCCUAAAUUUGAAAAUAUGAAUGAUCAAAUUAGAAUUGGGAGAUCUCUUCUACCGAAGGCCAAACUUUCAAUUCAAAAAAGAUCAAUGAACAGCACUUCGUUUGCAUUAACGAACCAUUCCUUAAGAUUGAUGGAACAAAUAGCAGUUUCUAUCCAAAUGACAGAACCUGUCCUUCUGGUAGGUGAAACAGGUACAGGUAAAACCACUGUCGUCCAGCAAGUAGCCAAAAUGAUGAAUAAGACGUUAACUGUUAUCAAUGUUUCUCAACAGACUGAAACUGGUGAUUUAUUGGGGGGUUAUAAACCCGUAAAUUCAAAGACUAUUGCAGUACCUGUACAAGAAACGUUUGAAACUCUUUUUAUUGCCACCUUCUCGUUAAAGAAAAAUGAAAGAUUCUCUAAGAUGUUACAUAAAUGUUUCAAUAAGGGUCAAUGGAAACAUGUUGUUAGACUGUGGAAUGAAGCAUAUAAAAUGGCCCAGAAUAUAUUAAAAUCGGAUGAAAAUGAUGAUUCUAAAGAAGAAGAUAACGAGAAGAAGACCACUCAAAAGAAGCGGAGACUUGAUUGUCAUGAAAAGAAAAUACUUCUCGAGAAAUGGAACCAAUUCCAUGAAAUGGUCGCCAAAUUUGAAGCUCAAUCUAGUUCUAUCGAGAAUUCCUUUGUGUUUAAUUUCGUCGAAGGUUCAUUGGUGAAGGCUGUAAGGAAUGGUGACUGGUUAUUAUUAGAUGAAGUUAAUUUGGCAUCCGCUGAUACCCUCGAAAGUAUCUCCGAUUUGUUGUCCGAAAAGUCUAGUAGGAGUAUUCUUCUUUCAGAGAAGGGGGAUGCAGAACCUGUGAAGGCCCAUCCUGAUUUUAGAAUAUUUGCAUGUAUGAAUCCAGCAACUGAUGUCGGGAAGAAGGACCUACCGUCUGGUAUAAGGUCCAGGUUCACUGAAAUAUAUGUUCAUUCACCAGAUCGUGAUAUCACAGAUUUACUUUCCAUCAUUGAUAAAUAUAUUGGUAAAUUUAGUGUCAGUGAUGAAUGGAUUGGCAAUGACAUCGCUGAAUUAUACUUAGAAGCCAAACGAUUGGCAGAUAAUAACCAAAUCGUUGAUGGAUCAAAUCAAAAACCUCACUUCAGUAUCCGUACAUUGACACGGACCCUUCUUUAUGUGGGUGAUAUUGUUAAAAUCUAUGGUCUACGCCGUUCUUUAUACGAUGGUUUUUGUAUGAGUUUCCUAACAUUACUUGAUCAGAAAUCGGAGGCACAAUUAGAACCAAUAAUAAUGAAAUAUACCCUAGGUAGAUUGAAAAAUGUCAAAUCGGUCUUGUCUCAGUUGGUUCCUUCUCCUGGUGAUGAUUAUAUACAAUUCAACCAUUUUUGGAUGCAACGAGGACAAGAAGAAGUAAAAGAUCAAUCUCAUUACAUUAUUACCCCAUUUGUUGAAAAGAAUAUGAUGAACCUAGUUAGGGCUACUUCUGGCAGAAGAUUUCCAGUCUUAGUUCAGGGUCCAACCUCUGCUGGGAAAACAAGUAUGAUUAAAUACCUAGCUGACAUUACAGGUCAUAAAUUUGUUCGUAUCAACAAUCACGAGCAUACCGACUUACAAGAAUAUUUAGGUACCUAUAUCACCGAUGAAACUGGGAAACUUUCGUUUAGAGAAGGUGUAUUGGUGGAAGCGCUCCGAAAAGGUUAUUGGAUUGUCUUGGAUGAAUUGAAUUUAGCUCCCACAGAUGUGUUGGAAGCACUUAACAGAUUAUUAGACGACAAUAGGGAAUUAUUUAUACCUGAAACCCAGGAAAUUGUUCACCCACAUCCUGAUUUUAUGCUUUUUGCUACUCAAAAUCCACCUGGUCUUUAUGGUGGUCGUAAAAUCCUAUCGAGGGCUUUUCGAAACCGUUUCUUAGAAUUACACUUCGAUGAUAUACCUCAAGAUGAAUUGGAAAUUAUUUUACGCGAGCGUUGUAAAAUUGCUCCAACGUAUGCCAAGAAAAUCGUUGAAGUUUAUCGUCAGCUGUCCAUCGAAAGAUCAGCUUCAAGACUUUUCGAACAGAAGAAUAGUUUUGCCACUUUACGUGAUUUAUUCCGUUGGGCAUUAAGAGAUGCCGUUGGAUACGAGGAACUUGCGGCAAAUGGAUAUAUGUUAUUGGCAGAAAGAUGUAGAACACCUCAGGAAAAAGUGGUGGUUAAGAAUAUAUUAGAGAAGGUCAUGAAAGUAACACUCAACAUGGACGAAUUUUACUCCUCUCUCGAGGACUUCUCAUUACAAUCACUGAAUUCCGUUGUUUGGACUAAAGGACUGCGUCGUCUUGCUGUAUUGGUUUCUAGAUGUUUACAAAAUAAUGAACCAGUGUUACUAGUCGGGGAAACCGGUUGUGGUAAGACAACGAUAUGCCAGUUAUUAGGCUCUUUUAUGCAUAAAGAGCUGAUUACAUUAAAUGCUCAUCAAAAUACUGAAACAGGUGAUAUAUUAGGUGCUCAGAGACCAAUCCGUAACAGAUCUGAAUUGCAAGCGAAAUUGGCCUCUGUAAUAUUGAAUGCAUUGGAGAUCAUUCCAGAGGAGAAUGUACCUGAUUUAGAUACUUUGCUGACCCUUUACGCAAAGGCUGAUAAGAGAUCAAUCUCAAAUGAGUUCCAUGCUGAAAUCCGAAAGCUGCAAGAUAGUUUGAAUAUCUUGUUCGAAUGGUCAGAUGGGCCAUUAGUUCAUGCUUUGAAAAGUGGUAAUUUUUUCCUAUUAGAUGAAAUAUCUUUGGCUGACGACUCAGUUCUUGAAAGACUAAAUAGUGUCUUGGAACCUGAAAGGAGCUUACUUUUGGCAGAGAAAGGUGCUGUUGAUUCAUUCGUAACAGCCACUGAUGGUUUUCAAUUUUUUGCUACAAUGAACCCAGGUGGUGAUUAUGGUAAGAAAGAACUUUCUCCAGCGCUGAGAAAUCGUUUUACCGAAAUCUGGGUUCCUUCUAUGGAAAAUUUCGAAGAUGUUGGUUUGAUAGUUUCUUCAAGGUUAAAUCCUGACCUCCGUCAUUUAAGUUCCACAAUUGUCCAGUUUUCUGAGUGGUUCGGAAUGAAAUUUGGUGGGGGAAAUACUACCAAUGGUAUCAUUUCUCUCCGAGACAUUCUUGCUUGGGUUGAAUUUAUUAAUAGUACCUAUCCAAAAAUCUUGGAUUCAUAUGCUGUACUAGUGCACGGUGCUUCAAUGGUUUUUGUCGACUCUUUAGGUACAAACAAUACUGCCUAUCUAGCAGAAGAUGAGACUUCUUUGAGAACCUUAAAACGUGAAUGUAUUGAUGAAUUAUCUUCAAUCUGUGGCCAUGAUCUUUCAAGAUACUUUUCUGAUGAUUUUCUCAUUGAUAUCACACCAAGCAUACUCAAAAUAGGAUCAUUUUCGCUUGAUAGAAUCAAUAGCAUUAAUGAUUCUCCUUCAUUUAAUCUUGAAGCCCCAACCACGACUGCGAAUCUGAUGAGAGUUGUAAGAGCAAUGCAGGUUCAUAAACCAAUUUUACUAGAGGGUAGCCCUGGUGUUGGGAAGACAAGUUUAAUCACUGCCUUGGCAGACAUUACUGGUAAUAAAUUAACUCGUAUCAACCUAUCUGAACAAACGGACCUUGUUGAUUUAUUUGGUUCCGAUUCACCAGGUGAACAUAGUGGUGAAUUUGUUUGGAGAGAUGCUCCUUUCUUGAAGGCGAUGCAACAAGGUGGAUGGGUCCUCCUGGAUGAAAUGAAUUUAGCAUCGCAGUCUGUUCUAGAAGGGUUAAACGCAUGUUUAGAUCAUCGUGGGGAAGCUUACAUUCCAGAAUUGGAUAGAUCGUUUAGUUGCCAUCCAAAUUUCCUAGUUUUUGCCGCCCAAAAUCCUCAGUAUCAAGGUGGUGGAAGAAAGGGAUUGCCUAAAUCCUUUGUAAAUCGUUUCAGUGUUGUUUACAUCGACGUUUUAACUGCUACUGAUCUAUCAUUAAUUGCAAUUCAUCUUUAUCCAAAGAUAAACCCCGAAGUCAGCUCAAAUAUGAUCAAGCUUAUGUCAACUUUGGAAGACGAAAUAGUCAGAAAGAAGAAAUGGGCAUCUCAAGGUGCACCAUGGGAGUUCAAUCUUAGAGAUACUUUGAGAUGGCUGAAAUUGAUGAAUAAACGUUCCAUUUAUGAAAUAGCUGACGCUGUUGAUUUCUUAAACAUUAUUGUCAAGCAAAGAUUCCGUAAUCCAUCUGAUAGAACUAAAGCUCAGGAUUUGAUUGAAAAUAUCUUCGGUGCAAAUGUAGAUACCGAUAACGUAUUCAAAAUUGAACCAGAUUAUGUUCAAACAAACAACGAAAUAUCUAUAAGAAAUGGUUCAUACCAUUAUCCAAUGAGCCAACAAUUUGUUAUGCUGGAAACUAACAUAGAAAUCUACGAAUCUACUCUAAGGUGUAUCAAUAACAACUGGCCUUUGAUUCUAGUUGGCCCAACAAACUCAGGAAAAACGGGUAUUAUUGAACUUGUUGCCUCCAUUGUUGGUAAAAAGGUAGAGACUUUUUCAAUGAAUAGUGAUGUCGAUAGCAUGGAUAUCCUGGGUGGUUAUGAACAAGUAGAUAUAACAAGAAAAAUAUCCUAUAUUACCAGCGAUCUUAUCGUUUGUUUGCGUGAAAUCUUAACAUUCAACUUCGGAGUUCUUGACCAAGAAUUAGAGGCAUUUACUUCUUGCUUCAGAUUGUUGCAGCUUUUAGAAAAUACCGUCAUCACCUCCGAAACCUUCGACUCAUUUAAAUUAAGCUUUGAUAAUGCUCUGACGCACCUCAAGUCCAAUGAAAAAUUGAACACCUUGAAAGAGAGAAUACUUUCUUUAGACAAACUAAUGGAUAAAGAGGAUUCUGUAAGAUUUGAAUGGUUCGAUGGGAUGCUAGUGAAAGCCGUCGAAGAAGGUCAUUGGCUUGUUUUAGACAAUGCAAACUUAUGUUCUCCAUCAGUCUUAGAUAGACUUAAUUCCUUAUUAGAAACAGAUGGUACACUGUUAAUAAAUGAAUGCAGUCAAGAAGACGGAGAGCCACGUGUUAUUGAACCACAUCCUGAAUUUAGACUCUUCUUAACUGUUGAUCCUAAAUACGGUGAAUUAUCAAGGGCAAUGAGGAACAGAGGUAUUGAAGUCUUCGUUGAUGAACUGAAAGAAAGGGCUACAUCUUUUGAUAGAUUAAUUUUGGGAUACCCAACAGACAAAAUUGAAGAAGAAAGAAGUGAUAUCUCUACCAAGAUGAAAUCUUUGUGCCUAUUUGAAGGAGCCGAAUCAGUUCCUAUGAGAAAAUUCAUUCCGGCAUAUUUAUCCUCUGCUUAUGAUAUUGCUCAGGUUCACGAUAUUAUCACAUACUCAGGCGUUAACGCAAUGACUGAAACUCUCUUCAAUGUUAUCCCAAUUAACCAAUUGGCCAUGAUCAGGGCAUGGGGAAAUAAUAUAAGAGCUAUUCCAGCUUAUGAAAAGAAAAAUAUAGCAGCUGAACUCGAAUCGCAGCUCAAUCUAUUGAAUGAGAUGAAUGUUAUUCAAAGAAUGAAUGAUCUAUAUGCACCCGCACAAUUACGCAUACAAGAAAUUUUGCAGAUAGCUGUGGAUAACGUAACCGAACAAUCUUUGCAACCUUUAGUGAAUACUUAUCUACUUCCUACCAUAGCGAAAACUUGUCCUAAUAUUUCUUCUGCUGAACCAGUAUAUUUACUUACUGCUACAAAACUUAUCACUGAGGCGCUGAAGAAUUUGGACUUUACCAACCAGAAAUCUCUGUCAGGAAAAAUAGAUGAGUUAUCUUAUAUAGAACAAGCAGCAGCUAUGAAUAAUGGGCGUCAUAUUAAGAACCCCCCACGUAUCCCAAUUUUUACAGUUCUUUGUGAAUUGAACAGCUCAAUGAUUGGCUACAUUAAAAGCAACAGAUUAUUCAGUACUUCUCAGAACUAUGAACUUCUUUACAAGCUCUCAGUAAUACUAUCCAGUGCUUUUGAGGCAGCUGCAGACAAAAAUGAAGCUCGAUUAAGAGUUUAUAAAGAUCUUCUUUCUGAUUGGAUAUCUUCCGCUAAGAAGGAAGGUUUAGAUUCCGAAGAGUACGAGAAGAUUUCCCAUUCUUUCGAUGUUACACUACAACUUAAAAGAGGCCAGUCUAUGUCAAUAUUAUGGGAUUCUUUUAGGAAUAAAUACCCCGCUACGAAAGAAGCCUGGACAUUUUUGGAGGAUUUACAAGUUUUAUGCAAAGAAUUUGAUGAUAUUUCUGUUCUUCAAUUUACCGAUUCAUAUUCUGCAAUCAACGAAAUAAAAAGUGCUAUUAUAAGCUUAUAUGAAGAUGUAUUAACAGGCAAUACUGGUGCCUUCAAGGACUUAAUGUCGAAGCUAGAAGAUGGAAUUGAGAACCUGAAAACUAUAUCAGAUAAAUUUUUGGUCAAAAGGAAACAUUUUUUUAUUAGUGAAUUUGACACAAUUUUAAGAUUUUUAUUUGCAAGUACUGAAGAUUGUUUACAAGUUAUCCACACUGCUGCUCCAUUCUCUUCAAUAUCUACGUUUAAGUUAACAAAAUUUUUGGCAAACAAUUAUUCUUCGCCUUCAAUUCUAGAUCAGCUAUGGCCAGUAGUAGAUGGUAAGGUUAUAUCCUAUACAGACUCAUUAUUUGAUUCAAGCUUCAUUGAAAAUAUACUGUUGAAGACAAAUUCUUUCAGGAAUUUUUCCGGAAACCAAAUUUACCAAACUCUAAUCGAUGCAAAGUUACUUAUAAGCACUACAGGCGAGGUGGCACCAUUGAUUUUGAAGGAUCAAAAAACAGUUUUUGCAGAAAUGUUGAAGGAUUGGAUAAAAAAAAUCAUCAUUGCACAUACUAAAACAGAAUUCUGCGAAGCCACGCUGAAAACAGAUUUAGCUAGUUGUUUAUCAGAACAUAGCAUGUCCGUUUUUGACUAUUAUAUUUUACCUGCGCUUCAGAUGACAGAAGAUAGAACUGAUAUAGAGGUUUUAGGUAAGGCUUGGAUUUUGUUUGGAGCCGGUUUAAUUGACUUAUAUGCACCAGAUCUACCAUAUGACCCAGCAGUACAUGAUUAUGUUAUGUACGAUGUCUUUAGCAAACACAAGGAAUUUGUUAAUGAAUUAUCAAAUGAUUUGGCGACAAUGAGGAGAGUUACAAGUGGUGAUAAAGUUAUACUCAUGGAAAGACAAUUCAAUCAUACUUCUCCCAUGGAAGCUCCUCAGAAGCCAAAAAUUUUCCGUCCACAAUCAUCUAUUGAUUCAUUAUUUGACGAGUGGUCGGCAUUUUUAACUUCUACUGUUUCGUCUGCUCAAGCUGAGGGAUUGAUGUCUUCCUUCCAAAAGUGGAAUAAUGUCUCGAAUGAUAGGCAUAUGAUGUUCCAGCAAAAUACUUCUCACUUCUUAAAUAGAUUGGAAACGGGUUACAGAGUAUAUUCUGACUUAAACGACAUAUUUGCAGGUUAUGUUUUAAGUAUGAAGUUUGGGUUUGACCUUCUAAGACGUGGAAAGAUUGAGCACUCUAAGACCUUUGAUAUUUCUUCGUUAUGGGCUAUAGAUCCAUUAGAGGUCACAAAUAUGAAUAACCUGAACAAGACUUUCGGCAAACUUUCUUUGCUCCUGAAGAAGACAACGAUGACCACAUUGUCAACAGAAGAAAUCUUAAUAUACUUCAUCGAGCUCUUCAAAAUACAUGGAAAAUCUAAAUGUAUGCUUGAUACCUUCAACAAAACUCUACACAUUCUAUAUUAUAGGUGGUCGUUAAGGCGUUUGAAAGAAGAACAGGAAUCUCAGGAGAAGGCCAGUAUUUUUAGAUUUGAAGGUUCCUCCGAUGAUUAUGAGAAAGAUUUCAAAAAUAUGUUCCCAGAUUACGAGGAUGCUCUUACUCUAGAUGAGGAUGAAGCAAAUAAUUCGGAAAUACAGUUAAAUGAGUUAUAUUAUAAAAUUGCUGUAGCUUAUAUGGGAUUAUUUGAUGAAGACUCAAGUGAGAACGUUUCGAGCAUAAUACAUAAGGGGUCUUACAUAUCUGAGAUUCUGAUUUCAGAAACUAAAAGAUUCAAAUCCCAAGGAUUAAAAGGUUCACAACUGACUGCUAUUAUUAAUAGACUUUCCCAGGAGAUUAAUUCCUUUAGUACUGCUGAAAAAACUAGUACUUUUGAUUUUUAUAGAGACUCUUCCGUCUCAGAAUCUCAAGAAGCAAUCCGCAUCAUUGAUAAAUUAUGGAAAUACACAUCAGAGCUAUUACAACAGUGGCCUGAACAUGCAACAUUGAAAGAACUUUUCAGAAUUUGCCAGGAAUUCCUAGAAUAUCCAGCUAGUAUUCCUAUUGCAAGACAACUUCAAAAAAUUGAACAAAUUUACACUUUUAUGACUGAAUGGCAGAAGUACGCUUCUUCGGAAGUUUCUCUAGCCAAAUAUAUUAAGGAAAUAACUGACUUGAUUGUAUCAUGGAGAAAGCUAGAAUUACGCACCUGGAGCGGUUUAUUUGCAUCUGAGGAUGAAAAAAUUAAAAAAUCUGUUGGAAAAUGGUGGUUCUAUUUGUUUGAGACUAUUAUUAUUGCAAAUGUGGCAGGUAUAGAUUCUGGAAAAGAAAACCACCAAGAAACAUCACUAUUGGAAUCUUUGAACAUUUUCUUCAGUAAAAGUACCUUUGGUGAAUUUGAUUCACGUUUAAAACUAGUUGAAUCUUUCAGAAAACAUAUUACUUUAAUAGGUUUGUCCAAUUCAAACAUUGCAUCCGCCCUUUCAAAUAUAACUUCCUUUUAUAGACAGUUCAAACCAAUUGUGGAUGACCAUAUUGCAAGAGGUAAGAAAUCAUUAGAAAAAGACUUGACAGAAGUAAUUCUGCUAGCCAGUUGGAAGGAUGUCAAUGUUGAUGCCCUAAAACAAAGUUCUCGUCGAUCACAUAAUAAUCUCUACAAAUUCGUUAGAAAAUAUCGUGAUUUACUUUCUGGAACUCUUAUGACCGUAGUGGAGAGUGGAUUGUCUUUUAACCCAAAGUCAUCUUUGCAAUUGACAUCUAUACGGAGUUUACAUUACAGAGAACUCCGUUUAGAUAGUGCUAAAGUGAUCGUGAAUGAUAUUUCUACGUGGUCAACCAGAUCCGAUGUUUUGAGGAACAUCGAUAGAGUAAAUGAAAACAUGGAAAUUUAUGCUGAAAAAAUAAAAAGGCAAGAAUUCCCUGACUUUGGUGAAUUGGCCCUUGACUUCGUCAAAGAAGCUGACAGAUUACGUGAUGAAACGCCAAAGGUUUACGCCAAAGAACACAAGAAGAAACUAGCAUCAUUACGAGCCCAAAAAGGGAAAAUGCUAAGCGAUUCUAUAAAGGAACUGAGAAGAAUUGGGUUAAAAACAAGUUUUAGAAAGGAUAUUCAUGCUGUCCAAGCGACAUCCACUGCUAUAUUAGCCAAUUCAGAGAAUUUUGAUGGAACAGUUUUAGAAGGAUACGACUUAUCGUUUUACCGAAUCCUAGAUAUUUUACCACGUCUUAGAAACGCUAUUGCAGGUCCGACAGAUGAUAUACCAGUGCCAACCUUAGAGAAGGGUAUGGCUGUUACUGAAAAUUUGAUUUUCUCGUUGAUUACUACAAGAAAACCUUUACUCACCCUAGCUUUGAAUUACAAGAAAUGUUUAGAACUUCGCAGCGAUUUAGAGGAGAUAUGUUUCACAAAGAGUGAAUUAUACCAUUCUUCCUUGAUCUCGGAAGUUGAUCAAGCCUCUUAUAUUUCUAAUUGGUUACCAUUUUUAAUUGACUAUGCAAAAACAACUUUGGCCAUUAUUGCUAAACCUGGUUCAGUCAAGGAAGAUUCAAACUUCCUGGAAGUUUUCAAAUCAAAAAUUGUUUCACUCCAUUCAAAAAUUUCUGAAAAGAAAAUCUUUGAUGUCGAAACCAAGACGCUACUAAAUGACUUCAAUUCCCUUAUUCACCAGUUUAUUACGAAGUUGAAUGAACAAAGAGAUUCUAAAUCUUAUUUCGUUUAUGAGCUAAUAUUGAAUUGGUUGCAAGAGCAAACAGUAUCAAAACAAGAAAAAAUUGAAGUUUGCCACACCACUAUAGAGGAUUUUGAUGAAAAAUUCCGCAAAAUAUUUACCUCUAUUGUAUUAGCCUUCCAGAAGAUUGUUAGUGAUGGUACAUUGUCCAUUACAGAUGAAGAAGAUAACUGGCUAUUGAUAACCUCCAAAAAAAUCAUGACAAAUGUGAGAUUACUGCAUUCAUCAAAUAUUACAAGAAACAUUGAAAAUGCUUUGAAUUUGUUGAAGAGCUCUAAUUUUACCACUGACGAGUCUAGACUCAUCCGAGCUCUAGUUACAUUUACCAUGCCGAUCAUUAAUAAUUACUAUUCAAUGAUGAGAAUUGUGUUGGAGAAGGCAAGAAAGUAUUAUUCUCAAACAGCUCAUGGUACUUAUGUUUUGUCAGUAAUUUUACAUAAUUUGGCCAAGAAUGGGUUCUGUUCUCCAGAGCCUCCUUCUGAGGAAGUAGAUGAUAAAAACUUACAUGAAGGGACAGGCCUGGGUGAUGGUGAAGGUGCACAGAACAAUUCUAAGGAUGUCGAUCAAGAUGAAGAUUUAACUGAGGAUGCCCAAACUGCAAAUGAAGAACAGAAGGAUAAAGAUGAAAGGGAAGACGAAUCUGAAGAAGAAGAUGCGGUUGAUAUGGAGGGUGAUAUGGCUGGUAAUGUCGAAGAAAUAUCCGAUCAAGAAGAUAAAGAAGAUGAACUGGAUGAAGAAGAGAAAGAUGAAUUAGAUGAGGAGAUCGAUGAUAUUGAUGAAGACGAUCCAAAUGCCAUUGAUGACAAGAUGUGGGAUGAAAAGCCUGAAGAUGAUUCGAAGGAGAAGAAUUCCGAUAAGGACAUGAAUCAGACAGAUGAUCAAGAUGUUCAAGCAGCUGAAGAUGAACAAAAUGACGGUGAUAACGCUGAUAAUGGUGAAAAGGAAAGUAACCAAGAAAUGGAAGAACAAAAAGAUCAGGACGUUGAUGAGGACAAGAACGCAGACGAUGUCGAAAACGAUAGUGAGGCCGAAAAUGAAGAAGAUGUUGGUGAGCAAGAGGAUGAAGUUAGAGAGGAAGAAGGACAAGAACUUGAUACAAAUGCCCCUGAAGUUGAAACCAUGGAUCUUCCAGAAGAUAUGAAUUUAGAUGCGGAUGAAGAUGAAGAAAAUGGCGAAGAUGAAGAUGAUACUAUGAAUUCAGAUCUUGAGGAACAAGAAGAAGAAGACGAGAAUGAAGACAACACCAAGGACCUUAAAGAAGAAAAGACCAUCGAAGAAUCCGACGCAGAUGAAAAUGAUGAAGAUCAAGAUGGUGAAGAAAUGGAAGAUAUCGACAUGGAUAUGGACCAAUCUGAUAAUAAAGCUGAUGAACCGGAAGAGGAACCUGAGGUUGCUGAAAAUAAUUUAAAUGACGACGAAUCCCCUCCUUCCGAAGAUGAAUUAGCUGAUGAGGAUCAACGAGCUAAUAAAGAACAAGGAGGUGAAGAGACCGCUGAAGGUCUAGAUGGUAUCGAAGAAGAAAUGAAUGAAGAUGACAUAGAGGCUGAAGCUGCUGUUCAACAAAACGAGGGUUCUAAAGGUGCCGGUUCGGAUGCUAAAGAUGAUAAAGAACAAGAAGAUAUCGGAAGCUCUGGAACCACCCAAAAUGCACAUCAAGAAGAGGAAGAAAAAAUUGAAACUAAUGAAUCAUCGAGGGAAGAAGUAAAAGAGGCUUUAAAACAACUAGGUGACAGUAUGAAGGAAUAUCAUAAGCGUCGUCAAGAGAUUAAAGAGGCUUCCAAUAAUGAAGAUACUGAAGAGACUAGUGAAAAAGCAAAUCAAAAUACCGAAGAAUUCGAACAUGUUGAAGGUGCUAAUACUGAAACUGAUACACAGGCCCUAGGUUCUGCCACCCAAGAACAAAUUCAAUCCAUUGAUGAAGAUAUGGCUAUUGAAGAGGAUGACGCAAACGAUGACAAUGGUGAUGAGCUGAAUCCUAAGGAAGAGCAAAUCACUGAGGACGCCAUGGAUGUUAAUAACCUUGAUGAAGAAAAUACUGAAGACCAUGAAGAAAGUAAAGGUGACAGAAAUGGUGGUAUUUACGGGGGAGAGAGAGAUGAAAACCUAUAUGAAGAUGGUGACUUGAAAACAGAUGAACUAUUGAAUGGAAGGGAAGACGAGGAUGAGUUAGAUGAAUUGAUGGAUGAGAUUGAUAGAGAAACUCAAAUGGAAUCGAAACUUGAGACCGCACCCCGUUCCUUAGAAGAAUCUCGUCAACUAUGGCAUUCGAGUGAAAUUGCUACUGCUGAUCUUGUGUCAAGGCUUGGUGAACAAUUACGCUUAAUUUUAGAACCUACUUUGGCCACUAAACUAAAGGGUGACUAUAAAACCGGUAAAAGAUUAAACAUGAAGAGGAUCAUUCCAUAUAUUGCAUCUCAAUUCCGUAAGGAUAAAAUUUGGUUAAGAAGAACAAAGCCAAGUAAGCGCCAGUACCAAAUUAUGAUUGCUAUUGAUGAUUCAAAAUCUAUGAGUGAAUCCAAGUGUGUUAAAUUAGCGUUUGAUAGUUUAUGUCUUGUUUCCAAGACGUUAACCCAACUAGAAUCUGGUGGCUUAUCUAUUGUUCGAUUUGGUGAACAUACAAAAGAAGUGCAUCCAUUUGAGCAACAAUUUAGUAAUGAUUCUGGUGCGAAGGCCUUCCAAUGGUUUAGUUUCCAAGACACGAAAACAGACGUGAAAAGACUUGUUGCUGAAUCUAUCAAGAUAUUCGAACGUGCUCGUUCCUUUAAUAAUUCUGACCAAUGGCAAUUAGAAAUCAUUAUUUCUGAUGGUAUUUGUGAAGAUCAUGAAACAAUCCAAAGACUAGUUCGUCGUGCCAGAGAGAAUAAGAUUAUGCUAGUAUUUGUCGUUAUUGAUGGUAUUAAUUCUAGCGAGUCUAUCAUGGAUAUGAGUCAAGUGACUUAUGUUCCAGAUUCUUUUGGUAACAUGAAAUUACAAAUCAACAAGUAUUUAGACAGUUUCCCAUUUGAGUUUUAUGUUGUUCUACAUGAUAUCUCAGAGUUACCUGAAAUGCUGUCCUUGAUUUUACGUCAAUACUUCUCAGAUUUGGCCUCUGCUUAG